UUAUCACUUAGAGCGGUUCGUUCGUCCGGAGCGAACAGUUAGUAGCCGAAUAGCCUGUCGAUACCAGUAGCACGAUCAAUCGAGUGUUUAACGUUUCUGCUAUUCAAGGCGUGCUCGAUGACCUUGCGCUAAUUUAAAGGCACGAGACGCUCGCAUCACUAUGAUUACUGCAUUCGUGUAAACACUCUGCGAGCGAGCGCAUGUAGAGUUCUUACUGAUAUGUCAGUGGCGGCAUUUCCCGUUGAAAAGGAAUAUGAGAACGUGCCGGGUCUCAAAGGUGAUGUUCAAAAGAUUCGAGAAUGGUUGACCACACAGUCACAUCUACCGCAUAUGUAUAUUACAGACUUAGAUAUAAUAUUUGCAUACAACUAUUGUGAAGGCGAUAUUGAGUCCACAAAGCGGGUGAUUGACCUCAAUUAUACUCUUAGGACCUUGUUAAGUUUUUAUUCUAAUAGAAAUGUAGAUAACUCUGUAGAAAGGGCUCUAAACACAUGGUUAAUCACCCCUUUAAUUAAACCGUCUUUGAAAGGAUACCGAGCUAUCUAUUGUUAUUUAUUGGACCCAGAUAUAAAAAAUUUCGUCUACAAAGACGCUGUCAGGACUUUUGUAAUGCUAAUGGAUCUGUGGCAAUAUGAGGAAGGGACACUACCGGAGAUAGCAGUGAUAGUGGAUAUGGACAGAGUGACUCUUAGUCAUAUAUCGGCAAUCGACGUGGCCGUAGCGCAGCAGUUUUUUUAUUACCUACAGGAAGCAAUGUUCAUUCGUCUUAAGGAGUUUCACUUCAUUAACGCGCCGAAGUUCGUGGACAAAAUGCUUUCCAUGGUAAAACCGGUCUUGACUGAGAAAAUGCUGGACCGCCUGAAGGUCCAUGCGGUUGGUUCUGACACUCUGGAACAGCAUAUGCCUCGAUCUGCGCUACCAAGGGAAGGGGGAGGAGAUUAUAAAGACGUAAAAACAUUGCGAGAUGAAAUAUGGAAUAAACUCAAAGCCAACACACAGUUCUUCCAAGAAGAGUCUCUGAAAAGAGUCGACGAGUCGAAAAGGCCGACCGGCCCUCAUACGAUUAGCACAUUCUUCCCGAGUAUCGACGGGUCCUUCAAGAAUCUUACUAUUGACUAGGUUUCUUUUAUGAAUUCCCUCGUCAUUUAAUGGCGUUUUUAAAAUGAAGUUAAUGUUAAGUGUUUAGGAAUAUUUGCAGUCUGUAAAAUAUUCUUAUAAGUAUAAUAAUUAUUACGGUGUGAUGAUAUGUAGUUAUGUUAGUGUUAAGCAGUAUUUGUUUACUCAGAUGUGUUAAGGUAUGUCAAUUUUGAUUAUUAUUCAACGAAAUGUAGAGUACCUA
This is a messenger RNA of Ostrinia nubilalis (European corn borer), 1339 nucleotides long. RefSeq names its product alpha-tocopherol transfer protein-like. The transcript has 6 exons. Bases 220 to 1119 code for a protein of 299 amino acids. Gene Ontology annotation, molecular function: phosphatidylinositol bisphosphate binding. Lineage: Eukaryota; Metazoa; Arthropoda; Insecta; Lepidoptera; Crambidae. The record is from RefSeq and is a predicted model, not a curated record. Gene Ontology annotation, cellular component: membrane.